Molecule: messenger RNA, 828 nt
Organism: Arachis stenosperma
Lineage: Eukaryota; Viridiplantae; Streptophyta; Magnoliopsida; Fabales; Fabaceae
Exons: 2
Coding region: 1-828 (275 amino acids)
Source: RefSeq, a predicted model, not a curated record
AUGUUAGGUCUGAUAGAAGUAAAGAAGGAGAUGGUGACUAAGUUUAAUGUUGCUCGUAUUUGGGGAAGUGACAGAGCCAGUUGGGAGUUUGUAGGUUCAGUUGAGGCGUCUAGAGGGUUAUUAUUAAUAUGGGAUGAAACGAUCUUUAAGUUGCAUAAUUGCUAUAAAGGAGAUAGAUGGAUGUGUGUAGAAGGAGUUGUGGUGAAAAACAAUUUUCAUUGUGCGAUUUGUUUAGUGUAUGGCCCGCAUGUGAGAGAUGACAAAAUAUCAAUGUGGAAAGAACUGAGUUAUGUUGUAGGACUAUGUCAGGUGCCUCUUUGUUACUUGGGGGAUUUUAAUGAAAUAUUGCAUUUGGAAGAAAGAAAAGGAGCGACUAGUUUAUCAGCGUCUGCGAAAGAUUUCAGAGCAUGGAUAAAUGACAUGGAGUUGAUUGAUUUGGCGCUAAACGAUCGUAAGUAUACUUGGUUUAGAGGACAGUCAGCCAGUCGGAUUGAUCGGAGCUUAGUUACUAUUGGGUGGCUGGAUGAAUAUCCAGAAAUGCGUCUGAGGGGAGGCCCAAGAGGGUUCUUGAGAAUGGUGAAGAAAGAAUGGAGGGGAUUAGGUAACAUACAAUUCUUAGACAAGAUGAAAGCACUAUCAGCUCCACUCUGCAGAUGGCACAAACAGCAUUUUGGAAAUAUGAAUGAGAGAAUAAAGAGGCUUGAGCAAGAAAUACAGAAGGUAGAUGAUAUGGUUAGUAUUGGGCACUAUGAUGGCACAACAGAGGCAAGGAGAAGGGCACUAGUAAAGUGCUGUGAAAAGUGGUAUGUGAGGCAAGAGUUGCACUAG